UUAGUUUUGUCUGACAGGCAGAGAGUAGAGGGAAGAAGAUGCCUUUCAGUUCAACAUGUUAACAAGUGACUGAACACGGUUUUCUUUAUUUUCUGUAAAUCUUCUUGAAUUAGCCACUUUUGCACAAGCCAUGCUGCCGCUGAAGGACAAGGACAAACCCAUGGUCCAGAUGCUUCUGUUGGCCGGCUGCUGUGCUCGCUGCAUCCUCAGAUUCUGCUGCGUGAGCGUCCACGCCGCCUACAGACAACCACCACAGAAUACGCUCAAGCAGCUUCAAGCUUUCAUCAGUGAUACAGAAAACAGCAAAUCCCAGGAUUCAGCAGUACCAGAGCCACCUGAAGACCCACCUAGUAAAAGAGCUAAACUGGAGCCUGGUGUGACAGAUGCUGUCUUAGAGAGAGAUGACGAAGCUGCUGCUGCUCCCGCUCCCGUUGUCAGGCUAGAGGAGGAAGAGCCUCGAGUGUGUGUGGUGUGUCUGGGGAUCCUGCAGGACAUGUGUGGCACAAGUCAGGCUGUAAAGAUAGCAGAGGCAGUGAAGGCAGAAAACUACGAGUUUGACACAGUGGUGCUGUCAGUCUCUCUGCCCGCUCAGCUGUGUGUCCGAGAGCACUCUUGUUGGCUCCAUGUGAAGAAGGAAGUGAGAGAGAAGGGCCUGGUGCUUGACAAGGAUGAUGUCAUCCAGGUGAAGGAGGCCUUCAAGUGGAUCAUGCAGGGCCUGGUGGCCAAGGAGCUGGGGGGCAUCGCCGUGGUAACCAAGAGUGCGUUUGAGGUCGGUGUGGAGUUCACUCACCCAGAGACAGACGCUGACUGUCACUUCCUAGCAGCAGUGUGUCACGACUGCUUCAAAACCACCAAGGACAAACAGUUGGUGUUCACCAGGAUGGCUGUGGUCAAAGCUCUGGAAAAGAUACCCGAUUUCAAGUUUCUGAAACACUACCCAUGUCCUCCAGCGCAACCGACCAGCAGCUGCAGCCCCCAGGACGUCCGGUGCCUCCAUGGGUCUGUCUUUGUAGCAGGGAGAUACAACAAGUUCUGCCGCAGCCUGCCUCAGACGCCCUGGGUGAUCGAUGGAGAGAGGAGGAUGGAGUCCUCGGUGGAGGAGCUGAUCGCAGCGCCUCUCCUGGCUGCCUUCAGAGCUGACGGUUUUAACUUCUCCUCAUCUGGCAGGGAGGAUGUGGAUGUCCGCACCCUUGGAAAUGGUCGUCCGUUUGCGAUGGAGCUGCUGAAUCCUCACAGAUCCAGAUUCAACAGAGCAGAGAUGAAGCAGUUGCAGGAGACCAUUAAUAAGUCUUCAGACAAAAUCAGAGUGAGAGACCUGCAGAUUGUGACCAGACAGGCCAUGAGUCGGAUGAAGGAGGGCGAGGAGGAGAAAACCAAGUCGUACACGGCACUGAUCUGGACCCAAAAACCCAUUCAGAGAGAGGACAUCACCUUCAUCGACGACAUCAAGGAUCUCACUGUGGACCAGAAGACUCCCCUGAGGGUUCUGCACCGCCGGGCGCUGGCCGUCCGACCGCGAGUCAUCCACAGCAUGAACGCCCGCUUCCUGGACCCACAUCACUUCUACCUGGGACUGAAGACGCAGGCCGGGACUUACAUCAAGGAGUUUGUCCACGGAGACUUUGGUCGCACCAAACCCAACUUGUGCCAGCUGCUGAAGACAGACACUGACAUCCUGGAGCUGGAUGUGGAGUCUGUGGAUGUGGACUGGCCUCCUGCCAUACCAGAGUGAACGCUGGACUUGCCCUGGAUGUGAGGCCACAGGUUCGACCUCAGUGAGGACCCUCAUCCAUCCACAGGUGGAUGCUACACCAACUGUCACCCUGGUUCCAAGAUUGAAAACCAUGAAGUUGAGCCCCACAGAGCUGCAGGCUGCUUUGUGAAGUCUGAUCUUUUUAUUUAUUUAUUUUUUUUAAUUGAAGGUCAAACCUGACCAUCUUCAGUUGGGUCACAGAACAUUUUUGAUAACACAUUUUAGUGGCCUUUUUCUGUUUAGGCAAACCAUUUUGUAAUAAGACUUCAAAUCUACAGCAGCCGCAUGAAGCACUAAUGGUCAUUACAGCAGAAUUAUUUCUUCAGACAACUUUGUGGAAAAGCCUGUAAAGUUUGUCGAGUGUGGUGCCAAACAGGGACCAAGUUGUUAAAUCCCUGUGGAAAUUCUAAGGCCUGUCACACUCAGAUCGCCAGACUUCACUGUACUUUGUCGGCCUCAGCUGCACUUCAAGCCUGAUAUUAAAGGGGACGGUUGGAAUUUUGGGAGAUGUGUUUUUUUCACAUUCUUGGCGAGAGUCGGACAAGACGGUUGACCCCAGUCUCAUGUCUGUGUGUUAAGUACAAAGUCAGGAGGCGAUUAACAAACCAACUUUGUCAUUGUCCAUUCAGUGUUUCUGUGGAGCGUAUCACAGCGAUGGCAGCUCUACGCCAAGAAACUCUUCCAGCUUAUAACCGUCCAUAAAAAUCAGACCUAGUCUUACAUUUCUGUUUGUGUAUAAAUUAAACUAAUAAGGUACAACUUGAGCUUUGGACAUAAGCUCACUGUUUCCCCCGCUUCCAGUUUGCAUGAUAAGCUAAACUAAACUAAGAAUAGCCUGACUCCAGAUCUGUCAUCAUCUAACUCGGCAACAAACGAGCAUUUAAAAUAAACGUGCUCAGAGUUACCAUGUUAGCAGUCGGUAUGUCUGCAUGCUAACAUUAGCGUGGUUCCUGAAUGCACCAUUUUAAUGCAGCUGACAAAGCAGACAUGUUCAACAUGAUCUAAUAUUAACUUACUGCUAAUUUUCAUAGCAAAAUGAAGUGAAACUAACUUCAUUUUGGAAAAUAACUUCACAUUUAAAUGCUUAACUCUCUAUGGAGUUUAGGGACGUGUGAAACUGCAGUACUUUUGUGGUAAACAUGAGUGUUUUGAUGUUGGCAACUGCUAUUGUGGUAGUGAUUCACAUUUCAGUCACUUCUCAAGCACAUGUUCUCUGGUUACAGCUUCACAAGUGUGAAGAUUUGCUGCUUUCCUUUGGGUUGUAGAUAAAAAUGAGCAGUUUGAAGAUGUUACCUUGGUGUGUGAGCACCUGAUGGGCCUUAUUUUGUCCCAUAAUUUCACACAAUAGACUAAAUGAUGAAUAAAAAAGAUAAGUGGCAGACUAACAAAAAUGGGACUAUUAAUUAAAUGCAGCCCUUCCUGGUUUAAAUCAAACAUGUACUUUAUUAGGUUCUUGUACAAGUGCUUGUGUUUAGGUAACAGUUAACAUUUGAGAACUUUUGUCUUUGUUCAAUGGCAGAAAAAGUUUUUUCCCUUCUAAGAUAUAGAAUUCUUUUUCUAUUUCUAUAGCAAAAUAAGUUCACAUUGUAAAAUUAUUCCCAGUCCGUCCUCACAUCCCCAGUGGUACGCUUUGGGAAAAAACUAACACAAAGUAAACAUCGUACAUUGUUUAAAAAAAAAAAAAACCUGUGUUGAAGUCCCGUUCUUCAUUUCUGUUGUGGAUGUGAAGCUUUGUGUUGUCAAAUCUGCUCUGGAAAGGACUUUAUUUUGUGACUUUAAACCAGAAGCUCUGGCUCUGAAGGCAGGAAAAGAUUUGUUCAAGGCUGAAAUUAAAAGAGUCACAACAGCAGAAACCCUGAAAUGUGUUUCUUUUAAUUUAAUUCAAAAUAAAUACUACCACGGCAAUGCAAGUCCACCACUGGGUUCUUGCCCUCAUGUUUUGGUAAGAAAACAAACAAGCAAAUGAUACAAAAAGAAAAGAAACAACAAAAAAAAACAGACUUCAGUUAAUGCGUCGUUCAUCAUCAUCAUCAUCAUCCCUCAGCGACUCGUAAGAGGUGCUUUUUAAUGACAUACAAGGUAACACUGCCUAGAAUGACAAAGACUAUGGUGCAAAAUGACAGGGAGGAGGAGGAGCAGCUAGGGAUGAUGGGAUUGGAACAACUAGAUGAAACUAUCACUGCAAAAAAAUAUAAUAAAUAGACAACGUCAAGCCAUGGUCCUGCGUUGCGUUUCUUUCUAACGAGGGUGAACAAGAACAAUAGUGCAGAGUCCACAGUUACAGUCACAUCCUCAGGAAAUUUUGGGAGUCAGUCUUCAGGAUCCACGGUGAAGGGAGAUUUGUUUCCAUGGAAACAUCCUCCACAGAUGGGGGGGGCAGUAGAAAGGUCCGUUCUCUGACAGUCUUUAUUUUUCCUUCUUUUAAACGCAGUUUGAGUCGUUUGUGGUGCUUUUUUCAGUCACUAUUCUCUUCAGCAAAUUUGAAGUACAGUCAAAAGAAAAACGUUUCUCAUCUGGCCAGAUGCCGCUAACGAGGAAAAAAAAGGCAUUGCAUAUUUACAUCAAGACGUUGGGGGUGACUUUUUCUGGCAGUCCUCAGUCUUCGUACAUGAGUUUCUCAUGGCUCAGUUAUCUCAUGGUCUGGGACAUGAUUUAUGAUUUACCGAUACCCUCGGUUCAGAUUCUUCUUAAAAAUGUUUGUUUAUAAAUUCAUUUUUCUCAUAUUACUGACAGGACACACAGGGACAGAGCUCCGUGUCUGGAGCUGGAAGCGUUAGCGUCUGUGAUAAAUAAAAGUUUUUUUUUUACUCUGAUUUAUCAUCUAAAAACAGUCUCAUAUAUCUGUGUGUGAAUAUUUCUGUUUCCGUUCUCUGUGCCAUCAGGGUUCCUGCACAGCUUCAAACAUCCCAACCUUUCCAGACAUGUCAGCAGACCUGAUGUUUGUUCUUGCUGUUUGUCAUGUUUCAGUGCCGUUUCUCUGCACCGUGUCACCGCUCUCACACCAGAGGACAUCAGGAAACAGUGUUCUAAUCUUGUCAGCUGUUGUAAAAAGCUUUUAAGGCCUUUCUCUAAACCUUUCCAGGUGUGUGCAGGAACCCCAAAGAGUGUGUGAAACUGGUUUCAGCCUUUGACUCUAAAUCAAGUUGGCAGUGUUCUCCAAAAACAAAGCAUGUGAUGUGUUUUCACAGGUCACGUUUAGCUUUGCAGUGACGGUAUCGAUGUCCCAUUCAGUCAGCUCGUCUGAAGGAAUCAGAGGUUUUCAGGUCUUUGAGUGUUGUGCACCUCACAGGCCACUAGUGGGCAGGACUCACUGACGUUGUGCCGAUACUGACCAUUAGUCAGAGUCCUACAUAAAACUGGGACAUCCAAGCUGGACUUACUGGUGCCAGGGAAUAGAGACUGGUUUCAAGGUUAAAAGAAGAACAAACCUUCAGACACUUCCAUGAAUUUACUCUGAUCCAAAACAUGGCAGUACUGUGCUAGUAGAGUCUAACCAACCGGAUUAAUUACAAGUGGGAUCUGGUCCCACUGGGGUCACAAGCUGGGUCUUGUAGAGCAGGAGGAGGAUCCGUGAAGACCUGUCCUCCAGUGUCAACUGUCUUUAGUGCUGAGCACAAAACUGUCCAGAAACCACACGACUGGUUCAGUUUGGUUUCAUUUCGUGUUUGAAUUAGUUUUCUGAUGGACCUCAGCUACAGUCUUGAUCAGAAACACCUCCACAUCUAUCAGCUUGUUCAGUAGGAGCGACGACUACACACCAUAAAUACGCAGUAGGGAAGACAAGCUUAUUUGAAUAUUUGUGUCAGCGAUCACCUGCUGGGCUUUUGCUUCACCAGGCAGGCAACAAGUCACUGGGGACACCGAUGUCACAUCCCAUGGUUAGUCUGCAGCUUGGCGAGUUUCCAUUACCGCGGGCUGCUUUCCAGUGUGUUUAGACUCAGUGUGGUUCAGUGUGACUAGUCUAAGGCCAUCAGUAAAUAAAGGGUGCAGAGCUGUUGCAACAUCAGAUCAUCACUGUGUACGACACAUUCAAAUCAUUUAAACCCGUGUGUUGGACGGGAUUUAACCCUUGCUACAUGCAAAGAUCCACAACAUGAAGCGAUGCAGUGAUUUGCAUACACAUGUACAUGAUGCAUCACUUGUAGGGUCAUAUUGACUGACACAAGUGUGGAAUCUGAAACUGUGACAUUCACAAAUCCUGCAGAAAUCCGUCUGAGUGUGGAGCUGCUGCAGCUUCACCGGACACACGCUGUUAAACACAUCACCUGCUCAUCUGAAAAAAAGCCCACACUGAUUUUAUUUUGGAGAAAACUGCCAAUCCCAGUCUGAUUAGUGUGGGAAACUCAGCGGUUUCCUGUUUGAGUGAAAAUAUGAACGUGUGUGUGCUAUGACAGCAUAAGUUUGACCCCCAUUUCCCGCAUACAUACAGCACAUACAUCAAGCCAGGUAUCCCUGUGUAAACAUCCAUCCACUAGUCCUACAGCACAAUGAGGAAACAGGAGAGAGAAAAGCGGUGGGAAGGCAGGGAGAGGACUCGUCCCCCUGCCGGCUGUGGAAAGCUAGAGCCGUUGGCUGAGUUUGAACACGGUUGUGCUCUGUGGCGCCUGAGUGAACUGUGCAGUUUCUGGCAGUUUAGUGUUUCCUGUUUCAAAAUAAAAAACAACAACUCAGUAGUAAAGCGCAAAAAAAAAAA
Monopterus albus (swamp eel) is the source of this 6446-nucleotide messenger RNA. RefSeq names its product pseudouridine synthase 10 (gene pus10). The transcript has 18 exons. Gene Ontology annotation, molecular function: RNA binding; pseudouridine synthase activity. The record is from RefSeq and is a predicted model, not a curated record. The coding region runs from base 131 to 1732 and encodes 533 amino acids. NCBI's taxonomy places the organism in Eukaryota, Metazoa, Chordata, Actinopteri, Synbranchiformes, Synbranchidae. Gene Ontology annotation, biological process: tRNA pseudouridine synthesis.